Molecule: messenger RNA, 13391 nt
Organism: Pocillopora meandrina
Lineage: Eukaryota; Metazoa; Cnidaria; Anthozoa; Scleractinia; Pocilloporidae
Source: the annotation of a GenBank genome assembly
AUGGAGGUUGGUUUACGCGUUGUUCGUGGCCCCGAUUGGAUGUGGGGUGAUCAAGACGGAGGCGAGGGAAAUGUUGGCACAGUCGUCCAUCUUGGCGGCGACGGAAACUUCCCUGAAGACACUGUUUUGGUGUAUUGGGAUACUGGAAGGCAGGCGAACUAUCGGGCAGGAUAUUCUGGAAAGUUUGAUCUACGAAUCUUCGACAGCGCUCAAACUGGCAAGUGAAUUAUUAAUUGAUGUAAGAAUUCAGAAAUACAUGCGAAAGUUAAAGAGAAAGACGUGGACUAACAACUUGCCAUGCUAUGCUAGAGCGAGUUGAACGAUGUUGUUUAUAUUUUUGAAAGUGUUGCAACGCCAAUCAGACCCGGAAUUCUAUCUGAUAUUCGUCGAUCCCCUUUGUAAAAGCGGAUUCGAAGGCCAAUAUUCGAUCGAAUUUAAGGGCUACGUGAGAUAAACGUUCUCCACUUCAUGACUACUACGACUUGAAGGCGGAAUCGAGAUCACAAGUAACCAUCGACCAUAUUUUUGUCCAAACAAAUGACUGAAGAAGUUGUUGAUCUUAAUAUCCUCAGUCCUAGAUACUUGAAUUUGUAUAUUCCACAUACUAAAGUUUAUUACGAACGUUUUUUUGUGUAAUAAAUGUGAGUUUUCUUGUGGUGAUGGCAAAUUUAAGCAUCUUGCAUACCACAGGAAAACAAUUGUAAAGGGAUGUAAUGAAAAUAACUCAAGUGAGUGAUAUUUGACUCACAUUUGUUCAGUAACUUUCCUUGUAAGUUAAAUUAAUUAUGAAGGCCGCAUAUUGCUGAAUAUUAGGUUUCAUAGCGAGGUCUUUCGAAUGCAUCACUAACAAGUAGAGGAUAGAAAUUGAGACACAACGAUUUGAAUUAUUAUACUUGUACUGCCGUUUAACAGGUUUAAAGCACCCUCAUGUUACAUGUGAUGGUUGUAAGCAAGCCCCCCUAGCUGGAAUACGAUACAAGUGUGCUAACUGUCCAAACUAUGAUUUGUGUUCGACUUGUUUUGGAAAUGAUGUUCAUGAUAUGCAGCAUGAAUUUUUGCGAUUUGAUCAAGUUCCUCAACAAAAUGGGUGAGUCUCCCCUGCAUCACUCUUUCUCCUCAGCUCUCUAGUUGCCUCUUGUUCCCUCAUCUAUUUUUAAGUUUUAAUCAUACUUUAUCUUUUUCCUUUCCUCCAUUUUUCCCUUUUCCCUCCCUUCCCUGAGAGCCCCUACUUGAAGUAUACUUAACCCUUUCACUCCCAAGAUCUCAUUAGUAAUUCUCCUUACUAACUGUUGUACAAUUCUUAUGAUUUUAGUUCUGAGAAUUUGUUACUGAGUCAACUGAUAAUCCCCUAAUUGAUACUUCUCCUUAUUCUUAUCAUUUGUCGGCUUGAAAUCCUACGGGUAUCGUAAAGAGAAACUCUGUCUUGGUCACUAAUGGGAGUUUUAAUGACUGAUGUUGUAAGUUCUGAAUUCAGAAUAAGAACUGUUUUGUCGACUAGGAUAAUAAGACUGAUGAUGAUACUGAUGAUAACAUGUUGGGACAUUUGUUAUCUUAGUAAUUCUUAUUUCUAAAAGUAAUUUGAUGGAUUGUUUAUGAAAAAAAUCCUUGUUAGAGCUCAGGAAUGGUCAUAGUGGUACAGAUAUAAAUGUAUUUUCAGGCAAGACUGUUUGCCAUGAUUGUAUCACUCACCCAGAAGUUGUGUAAAUGACACCCAUGGCCAGUUAACCUUCAGGGAAGCUUGAAAUUUGAGCAAGGUUUUACAUGAUGGACUAGCAUCCAAUGGUGAAGGGAUAGUGCUCAUUACAAGAAUGUCCUAAUUCCCUUCUGCUAUGAAAACUGGGAUAGACUCUGACUUGGAGUCUACCAGUAAUAUUCUUGUAAGUCUUAACCUAAAGUUCACCAUCCCUCUUAUCUUGUUCACUUUUAUUUUUUCAAGAAUACCUGCUGGUAAGCGCGCUGGUGCUGUUAAGGUACAAUCCAAGGGAUUUUUUUCUGGAGCUAAGGUUACUCGAGGAAGAGACUGGAAAUGGGAUGACCAAGAUGGGGGCGGUGGUAGGAUUGGUACAUUGACUGAGAUCACUGCUUGGAGUAAUGUGGAGAGGGCAGGAGCUAAAGUCAUCUGGAAUAUACUUAGGAAUAACACAUACCGAGCAGGAUACCAAGGAUCAGUAAGGAUUAUUCAGCCUUUUAGUCUUUGAUAGGCUUUCGGUCUGGGGAAAACUAUUGUUUGACUUGUAGUAAUAGCCCCAAGAAGAACCAGUGAUUGCACGAGGGCCAGAAAAGAGUGGGUUCACUUUGCCCUUACCUGAUCACCCUGACUAAAAGUCUGGCAAAGUAUAAUGUUUUAAAAAAAACAUGUUACCUAAGUUAAUGUAUUAAGGUAAUCAAAAUGUCUUUAACCCUUUAACUCCCAACACCCAACAUCUGAUUGUUAAUUCUCUUCUCUAGCUGUUAUACAUUUCCUUUUGAAUUAGUUAGGAGAAUUUGGCAUCAGAUCAAGACAACAACUUCCAUAUUAUAAGUUUCAGUAUUCACAUUACUUGUUUUCAAGAUGAUGCAUGAAUAUUAUAGGAAGAAGUUACAUUUUAAUCACUUCUGGUGGUUAAAGGGUUGAGUUACUAUAAAUUUCUUUCCAUUCCUUCCCAUCUGCACUAGGACUUACAGUUGACUUGCUGGUGGUGUGCUUUUCCUGUGGUGCUUUAAAACUUAAUUGGACAUUACACUGAUUUAAUGAUGUACAGCUGGGGAGGAGGAGGGUACAUUUUUAUGCCAAAAUGAAUUUAAGAAUCAAUGCUACCCUUCUUUAAUGCAUUUUUGCAAUAGGUUAUUAAUAUUAUCAUGGUAGGUAGGUUCUAUACUUUUAGAUUCAAAGCCAGACUGCAUGGAGUUGUGAUCUACCAUUUGAAAUGUUUAAAUAUGAGGAAUUUCUCAUUUCUUUGGAGCUGUAUCCUAAUAAUUGCUGGAUAUGUUAUGUUUAAGGUUGACCUCAAAUGUACAACUCCAGGAAAUGGCCCACACUACUAUCGUGAUUGUCUAGGGAGAGUUGGUGAUAAACGGCUUCAGAGAAACCGAUUGAGGGUUGGAGACAGAGUCAUUGUGAACCUUGAUGUGGAGGUGCUUAAAGCAAUGUCCCAAGGGCAUGGCGGCUGGGUUGAUGGUAUGGGACAGGUAAGAUUGUAAUAUUUCCUUUAAUAUGAUUAUGGUCUUGCUGUAAAUACUCUAUGCAAUUUCAUUUGUUUUUAAUUAAUUUAGUUUUAGUUAUAUAUACUUUUUUUUAUUAUUGUAUUGUCCCUGUAAAGCCCUCAUGGAGAGAGGUCAAUAAAAUAAUGUAUUGCAGUGUUGAUAUGAUUUUUCUGAGUGGUUUGUUUAUCUAUUUACUCAGUGCAUAGGAAAGGUGGGUAAAAUACAUAAAAUAGACGAUGAUGGUGAUGUCCACAUCAGGUAUGGGCUCCAGUCAUGGGUAUUCCAUCCAGAUGCAGUCACCAAGGUAACUACAUGAUAAAUGCCCCAUUCACACAAGCAAGACAUGUUCCAUUAAACCAAUUUUACUAAAUAAAAAUCAGUUAUACAAAACUGACUGACUAAAUUUUACAAAGUAUUCACGAAAUCACUAACUUUCUAUUUUCAUUGUGCUAACUUUUAAGUCCACAAACAUCAGUUUAAGCAGCCUUGAUAUUUACAAAAUUUUCAAACAGUGUUUGGCAAAAGGCUUUUUAAAAUACGUUUUAGCUUUGGUGUGAUUAGAGAAUAAGUUUAAGUCGAUGGAAUCUAGAACUAUCUCAUAUGGUAAAAGAUCAGCUAGCUGCUCUUCGGAAAAUCAUGUUUUUGCCCAAACGGCCGAGAACGCGGGUGAAUCUGGAGAUAGUGGGGAGUUAAGGGUUAAACUCUGUCUGGUUCAAAUUUCAGUGAUAAACUAAUGCAAGCAAAAGCUGGCGGAACAAGCCUGGGCUAAGUUCGCGAUAUUUGGGAUUGAUGACGUGCGAACAAAUAUAGGGUACACGUUUGACAAUUUUGUGGCUCACAUGGACGUCUGAAGAUCCGUAAUCUCAUUUUUUUUGUAAUGAAAUUCCGAAACGAUGAAAACAUGUGUCCAGAAAAAGAAAGUCAUAUAAAGGUCCUCUGUUAUUUUCUUUCAGUUUUGUAUUGGUGAUACCUUUAAGCGUCAUAGCAUGUUGUCUCAGGUGCUGAGUACCAGUAGUAUUAACAAAUUAGUCUCAAAAUAAUUAUAUAUUUUUUUUAUUGUAAUUGUCAACCAUCCAGGCUGGAAGCGUAAUAGCAAAAUAGUCUCAAAAUAAUUAUAUUUUUUUUUGUUGUAGUUGCCGACUUUCCAGGCUGGAGAUAAAGUAAGAGUGUUGAAAAAUAAGCAAGAAGUUCAGAAGUUACAACAGGGGCACGGUGGCUGGAAUGAGUCUAUGACGGCGGUGGGUAUUUUUUACAAGACUUUAAAUGUAAUAAUUGGAACGUAGGAAUAACAAUACACCACUUAACUGAUACUAACGUACAAAUUAAAACCGGGAUCGGCCAAACUAGUCUCAGGUCCCUUCCAUCGAUUGUUCUAAAUAAAUCGUCCUUGUCAGCUUUUCGAUCCGCUUGAAUGUUUGCUGUGGUUAACUAUUGUUUUGAGGACUCGAGACUUACAGUUGUUUAUUUAAUAUUGUAGGCUUUGGGUAAAGAGGGAAAGAUCUUAGAGGUGGACAGCGAUGGUGAUGUUGUAGUUGUGGUAGGAACGGAUCUCUGGCUGUUCAACCCAGCAGCUCUGGAGGAUCUGACGGGAGGGGAGGCUACGGCGCGACGGGGCGAAGUUGCAACGGGAUCUCCAGGUUAGAAAAAUGCACACCCAAAUAUGAAUUUCAAAAAUUAAAAGUGAGUUUGGUUUCUGUAAAUGUCCUACUGAACAAAGGGAAAUGAAAACUCUUGUCUGCAAAGCUUUUACUUACGGUCAAAGAGCUCACUUUUCCUUAAAACUUGUUGGCCAUUAUUAUUACUAGGCUUUGGGUUUUACGACUUUAUAACUAGUUUCUGAACUACUUUUUCUUUCCGAUUUAUUUUCUGAAGCAGACAAACUAACGGAGCUACAGGACCUUCUUAAGAUGAUGUUAGUAGAGGCGACUAUGAAAAGUGGAAGUGAUCCUGGAGACAGAUUAGUGAACGCUUCAUCAAAUGGAAACCUACAGGAAGUCCGGGAAAUCCUGGAAGCAAAUCCCGAUAAGGUGACGUAAUCAGCGUAUUGGUUUAAUCACGUGACAAACGGACUGUAAAUUCGCAAGCCGCUAUGAUAAACAAUUACGAGCGCAAGUUUGAUAUUCUUUUCUCCAUUCGUAGAUCAAUCAUAAAAGAGCAGGCAAAACCUCUCUGCAUGUAGCUUGUCAUCAAGGUCGAACUGAAAUUGUUAAAUACCUUGUAGGCAAAGGCGCUGACAAAGAUGUCAAGGUUAGCAUUUUAUGAUACAUACAUAUUGCCUUGACCCUUUACCUCCCAGGAUCUGAUUAUUUAAUUCUCCCCUCUAGCUGCUAGGAGUUAGAUCAGGACCACCAACCUCAACCUGAUAAGUUUGACAAUUCUCAUUGCAUGUUUGCUGGAUAAUGUACGGAUAUCAUAAGGAGAAAUUACAUGUUAAUCACUUCUGGGAGAUUAAGGGUUAAAAAAAAACUGUUAAAGUUAAAGAAACUGUGAUGCCGCAUCGGUGGGAGAGUAUAACGGGGCAAUUUAGUGUUAACAACGAGUUGAUAACGAAAAUUGGCCACAGUUAGGAGGGUCAAAUUUGACGUUUUGAGCGUUAGCCCUCAAGACAAGCUCAGGUUCGACAUCUUUUGAUAUCUUUGCAUUUUAAGGUAUUUGUGGCCUCGAUAAUUGAGCGCCCAAGUACGAAAUUAGCUUAAGCUCGGCUAUUCUCUUUACUCAUGAGGCUUUUGACAUCGUUGAUCGUAGCAAGUGCAAGAUAAGUGUCGUGUAUGACCACGGUUAUGGCUUAGCUUAGCCUGGAGAUCUCUGUAGGUCAGUGGUAGAGCAUCGGAGCGGAGAAUCCGAAUGGUUGGGUUUCAUGACGACUCCUGAAGAUGUUGAUUUUGUUGCACGCUUUUGACGGGUUAAUACACUUUUAAUAUCUCUCUUCCCUUUUGUGGUGUUAGGACGAACAGGAUUACUCAGCGUUGCAUCAUGCGGCUUAUGGGUAAGUUUGUUGCUUUCUCAAUAGUUCACGAUUCAUUCUUCGUUAAAAAAAAUCAAACCAUCUGCAUCACAUUCGCCGAUAUUCUUACGUUUAUAUUCUGUAGUUUCAAUUGAAUGCCGAAAGAAAUCAGGAUUGCUUUAGUUUUGCUUUUCUUUGUUUAGGUUUUACUUAACUUCACUGUGUCUUUGCUACGUAAAAUCGCGCCAUCCUAUCAACCAAUCAGAGGGCAAACCAUUUGUUCUUAGCCAUUCUCCUUUUUCCGCACUUCAGCCAAUUUGCUUGUUUUUUUUCUUCGAGUUCCCCUUGGCUUCCUGUCAUAUUUAUCUUGUUUUGAUUGGUCAUUGAAUUUAAAUACAGAGAUAAGAGUGGCCAGGCUGUGACAGCCAUGUUAGCCACAGGAACAAACGUCAAUGUUUGUGAUAACAAAAACAAAAGCACGCCGCUACACUUAGCUGUCAAUCAAGGAAACGAAGCUGGUGUUAGGGCUCUGCUGUUGUCAAGACACUGCGACGUCAACUGUCAGGUAAGUCGUUUGCAUUAUGCUGGCUUUCAUUUGAAAUGCAUUUACAUUGAUAAAACAUCUUAUUAGCGAGUAGUUUACAAACAAGUCGGUCCUAAACCACUUGGGGCCGAAUUGCCAUGGCUUAAUUAACUCGGACAGUUAAAACUCAGUAUCAAGCGUACACGGAUAGUUGUUAACUUCUCCUUUUGAUCUACAGGAUUUGGCCGGUGAUACAGCUCUACACGACGCUAUCUCCAAAGAAAAGAAUGGAAUUAUAGAUCUCAUUCUCAAUAACCAAAGGCUGGAUAUCACUGUUUCUAAUGGCAGAGGGUUCAACCCCCUUCAUCAAGCUUGCAUGAAAGGAAAUAAAAAGUAAGUUAUUGUAAUUGAUAGUUAAUUAGCCUUAUUUACGAUUCCCGCCAAUUUUUGCACUCACUUUGGGGUUCGAGGCUCACAACAGACUGAUAACCGAGCUCUUAAAGUAAUAUAUGCUGGCUUUACGCUGAUUUUAAAUGGUUAGACUUUCAAUUAUGAAGCGGAGUUUAAACCGUUGGCUUUGCUUUUUAAGAGACGUAAGAGAAUCUUAAGGCUAAUCGCAAACUGUAGGGAUCGGAGUCCUCAGUGCUGUGUCGUGGUCUUUGCCAUACCAGCAAAUCGGAGCCAUACCAGCAUAUUACUAUUAUUUUAUUUCAUUUCAUUUACCAGUGCUGUUGAAAAAAUCGCAAGGAAAUUCCCUGGCCUCAUUGAGAUUCCAAAAGAAGACGGAUUUAGUGCCCUUCAUCUAGCUGCCUUCAAUAACCACUUAGAAAUCGCAAAGGUUCUGCUGUUGUCGGUAUGUACUUGUUCAUCGUGAUAAGAGGAUAAAGUAUAAAGCUGAAAAUCUUUGUUCACUAUGUAGAUGCUUAUUGUGUCUUCUGGGUGGUGUUGUGGAAUGGUGCAAGAGUGUGUUUGGUGUCUUUACUGUAGUUUUGGACUUGCUGCGAAGAUUGCUAUUUGUGGUCGCGUCACAAAUACUUUGUCUUGCUUGUUCAAUAAUAGGGCCACUGUGACAUCAAUCUACGCAAUAGAAAGAGACAGACGGCCCUGGCUCUUGCUGUCUCUGAAGCUUACACCAGCAUGAUAGAACUAUUGAUUGAACAUGGCGCCGAUAUAAAUGCUGCAGACGAAGAUGGAGACACCCCUUUGCACUUGGCUGUCAUACAUCAAGCUGUUGGGAGUAGUGGCUUAAGAGGGGUACGUUUAUUCAAUCAAAAGACGCCGAGAUGAGAUAGUUUCAGUUGAUAACAAACUCAGAGUUAUCCGCAAAAGCAAUCAAACCUUUGAACGUCAUGUUUCGCGAUACACUACCACUUUACCACGGAGAAUUUCAUUCUAGGCCACUUCUACGUUAAUAUCUGACAAGUGGCAAGGAACGUAGAAAAUAAUUUUAUCGUAAAAUAGUUAAAUGAAGAAAGAAUAAACCAAAAAAUUUUUUUUUUAUUUGCGACACCGAUAUGAUAAUUUACUUUUUGUUUCGGUCAACUUUUUUUCGGUCUUUUUGUUUUACGUAGAAGUUCCUAUAACACAAGCGACUAAUAGUUGUGUCAAAUCAUUGUUUUCAUUUUAGCUCUUGCAAGGACUAGGGGUCGACGUCCCAGCCAGCGGCACAGACCAGCACACUGGCUCUGCCAUCGCUGUAUACUUAGCUCUUCAUGGGGCAGAUAUUAACUUUUACAACAACGAAGGUAAAACCCCACUGGAUAUGUGCCAAGACCCACAAACUGCCAACCUGAUUAAACAAUUUGCGAGGAAUACUCCAAGGUAACCCAGCAUUUUCUAUGAGUUCAUUAUAUUCUUUUGCGCAUCAUAAGUCUGUUUAUCAGUUUUUUUUUCAAUAUAAUUUCCAUUGCUUUCCUGCUUUCCUCUCUCUACUUACUUCCCCAUCAACAUUCCUUCUUUCUUCGUCUCCUUUCUCUCUUCUCCUUUCUUUCCCUCUCUUUUCCUCUUCCUUUUUACAAUCCUACCUUCUUCCUCCCUUUAGGCGCUCCCCCCCCCCCUCGACCCCAUCUCACCACCCUCUUCUUCCCCUCCCUCCUUUCUACCUAACCUCCUUCUCCAAUCCCUUCCCCUCCGGCUACCCGCUUACCCAUCCGCCUUUAUCCUUCCCUGGACCCUACAUUUCUUUUGCUUCUCUCCUUCCCAUCAUCCCUUACUCUCUUUCCAAACUACUUCCACGAGGCUUUAAUUGUAGAAACAACCUUUUAAGAUACUCUUUUAUUUUUCUGUCAGGCGAACAACUAUGUCGCGUCCGGCCACAUUCACUCAACCUCGACCACAGCCUGUGCGUUCAAAAUCGGGGCCUGCGCCUGCACCUACUGGUACACCUAAACGUACCCCAGUACCUCUCCCAAGGUCAACUUCAGGGCCAUCAGCGGUAAAUUAUUGGUCGUUUAUAAUUAUCUUUUUCAGUCAUUUAUUUCGUAACUAUAGUGGGAAGCGAGAGGAGCGAGAUACGGCUGUACGUUUUUCGCGCGUGUCCUACUACACGCGAGCUUUUCUUCCUCUCUCGCUCGCCUCGCAAAGGGUGGGACAAGUGUCUCUUUUACAGGAUACACUUUAGAGAACUCCUGUAUUCCUAGUUCUUCAUUCUAAACUUGUAAAAUCCACUUUUUGCUAUAUUAUAUUUCUUUUACUAACCAGACUGCAACAAGAUCUACAGCACCAAGCCAGAAGAAGAUACAAGAUAGUGCAAAAGGAGCCGAUGUGAACCGAGCCAGUGUCACCGGAACAGACUGUAUCAUCUGUACUGAAAACACUGCUACUGUCACCUUCAAGCCGUGCGGUCACAAGAUAACUUGCUCAGGUAAUAUUUAUGUCCCGUAGAUUGUUUUCAGCUCGCGGGGGACUCAGAGAUCACUUUGUUCCUCACUCGUGACAAAUGAGAUAAUAUUUCUCUAUUUAACGCCCGAGCUAAAACUUUUCCUCCGUCAUAAUCUAAUUGCACACACACAACACUUCCGACAUUCCAGGUUCCUGAUCACAUUUUUACUUCGUUCCUCAUUCGUGACAAAUCAGAAAAUUUUUUCUCUGUUUGACGCCCGAGCUCAAAAUUUUCCUCCGUUAUAAUCUAAUUACAUACACGCGACACUUCCGACAUUCCUGAUCCUGACAGUAUGUUGGGUGAGUGUCAGAAAUAAACCUAUCACUUGGCGCAGGUCACUAACGAGGUCUCUGGGCUCGGUGGUGGAGCAUCGGACCUCAAAUCUCGAAGGAUCUAGGUUCGAAUCCUUAGCUUGUAGAGGACUCAGAUUUGUUUCUUUUUUUUACCACACACACUGAUGAUUAACAUCUUCCUCUUAAGCCCUGGAUUUCUAUGUUUAUCUUUCGAUCGAUUUUGUGCAAUUGCUACCUGACUUCCUCUACACCCCGACAUAAACAUCAUCAGUCAGUCACCCCGUAACUCGUACGAAUGACUUAUACAGAAUUUCUCCUCACAAUGUCGUUACAAUAUCAAGGAGAGAAGAGACGAAAAUAAAAGAAAUAUCAGUUAGCGAGAUUAUCAGUUGAUCCAACACCAAAUUCUUCGAACUAACAUAAGAAAUGUUUAGCGGACGGUAAGGAGAAUUACCAAUGAGAUCUUGGAAUUAAAAGGGUUAAUGGUUAGUACCAUUCAUUCGUUCGUCCGUCCGUACUUACGUGCGUACGUACGUCCGUCAGUGUGUCAGUCGCCCGUCGGGAAGUCGGUCGGUCCGUCGGUCGGGUGGUCGAUUGGUUGUGAGAUUGUUCCUCUUCAACUCGAACAAGAUACAUUGAUCAAUGUUUUAAUUACAUCGAACACUUAAUUGUUCAAGCAAUGUGUUUUUUCUUGAUGGGGAGUAACACUCCCUGAUUAAUAUUUUCUGUUUACUUGCCCGGCAGGUUGUUCUCUCAAAGCAAAGCGUUGCCUUUCGUGCAAUCAGGAGAUUCAGCAAAAAAUUGCAGCAGGUAUUUUGUUUCGUUCUUUAAUUUUCCUUUAAUUGUUUGCUUUUGUUGUCGUCUCCUUCCAACUUCUCAUGUUAAACAAAACUUUGAUGUUAGAUAGGUUCGUGUUUUCCUUUCCCCUUUUCAUUAAUAACUGUUUUACUGAGGACUUUCCAGUUGCACACUAUGCACAACCGGGUUGGGGGGGGGGGGUUUAACAAUUUGAGGGGGGGCUGCGGAAGUUUCGUUCUGGAGUCACGAGUUGUUGUGAGUCGGUGGUAGAAUUAGCAAAAGGCUUAAUGUAAAAAGCUUGCAAGCUCCCUGUGAUAAGCUUGCAUUCCAUGCAGUAGAUAUGCAAUAAUCAUAGUCGCUUUGUGGUGACAGACGGUCUGGGGAUGAGCAGGCUGAACUGCGGAUCUAGAGUUCUGAGCUCGAGCCCAGCCUGUUUCGUUCUAUUCGCUCUUUGGCAAGACUCUAUGUAUUCCCAGUGCCCCUCUUUACUCUGGAGAUUAAUUGGCAGCCUGGAAGCUACAAAGAAACCUGGAGAUAAUUUGCUGUGGACCAGCACGCCAACUUGUAACAGUAUCAAUACUCUCAGUCGCUUCAUGCUACAGAUAGCGAGAUAUGCUCCGACAGGAAUUCGCUUUUACGCUCUUCACCCGUGUCUGAACCGAUUUUCUGAAGUGAUCUUUUAAUUGUGUUGCAGAAGGCGCGCCAAUCAAUGCACCAACCUUGAUGGACUCAACAGACGACCAAGAUCGGGUGCGUUUUCUUGAAAAUCAAUUGCGCGCCAUGCAAGACGACAGACAAUGCCAUAUAUGCUUUGAGAACGAUAAAAAUGUGGUGUUUUUAUGUGGACACGGAGCGUGCAAGGAGUGCUCUGAGAGACUGACGGUUUGUCAUAUCUGCAGGUUAUCUAUUCAGAAUAGAAUACAAACUUACUGAGUUUACAUGUUCGAAAUUAUUAGGCAAUUCUUGUAACUUGCCUUUUAUGCCAGUAGUUAGGAUAAUGUAGAGCUUUGAGCAUUAGUUGCGUUAACGGGAAGCAAGUUGAAGUUCAAAAUGCGUAAAGGCAACGGCAUGGUCGGUAGAGGGUCUCAAUAGGGUGAUGGCUUUUACGGCUGACGGUUAAGACCGGCCAUUUUUCGUCUAAAAGUUAACUUCUUUUCGUUGCUGUUAACUUUUUCUUUAACUGACGAUUAAAAAAAUUGGCCAUUGUACGUGUAACGCUUAAUUUCUUUCCGCUGCGGUUAAGAAAAACAUUUUAUUUUUAAUUUUUCAGUUUUUACGUCUAACAUCUUUUUUUUUUUUUGUUAUCCCAUUGAGACCCCUUUCAUAUAAAAGUACUUCAACAACAAUGACAUUUGUAAAGUGAGCUUUUUCGUUUCAUUAUCCUCUCGAAACUACAGCUCCUGUUACGCAUGCGCUGAAAACAUCGCUUAGUUAAUUGCAUAGGCUAUUAUUAUUUGAGAGAAACGUUUGCCUCCCUUACCACGUACCCAGGGCUACUGCAGCUGUUCAUGGUGCGCUUUGACUUGUGGGAUUCAUUUUAACGUCCUUGCUAUUAAUCAGUCGAAUACUUAUGUAUUUUCCCGUGGUGUGGGAACAAUGGAGACACAGACCGCAACCUACUGUUAAUUAUAAUGGGGGAACUAAUGAGAUUUCAAAGUAAAAACAAGUAAGGCGCGGGCGACCAAGUCGUGAUUGGCCAUAGUUUUGAAUUGGAUUGGCGAAUAAAAGAGCCUAGUAAAGCAAAGCCAAUGCAAUCCAGUAUUGGAGCAGUUUUCAGUUGAGUUUCGAAAGCCAAAACGUAAGUAAUCACCGUUGCCAAUCGCAACGAAAGUCGACAUCAUCAUUAGCCAAUUUACACUCAGAGUAAAAACAGGCAAACUGCACGAAACGCGGAAAAACGCGGGCGGCCAAAUCAUGAUUGGUUUUAAUUUGAAAUCCGAUUGGUCGGUAAGGUGGAGAAAGUAAUUCUGGUCCAAUUACAGAGCGAACUGAGUUAGGCAAAAUCAAAGCAAUCGUGGUAAACUUUCGUACGGCGAUUGAAAACUGCUCUACUUUUGGCACUUAAUAUAACAUUAAUCUAAUUACGUUGACUAGUGUUGAGACAUUUAUCUUUUCCUGGAAGUUAUGUAAUAUUAAUACUCAAAAUUGUAGGUGCACUAAGGAAGAUCUCGAUGCGUUUCACAUGGAGAAUUUGAUAACUUAAGUUUACAAAAUUUAAGGGUAAGAAGAGUAGCUUAAUAAACAAUUGCUGAAGCGCCAUCCAGGCCUCAAGUCCAAAACUUUUCCGUGUGUAUCUGUUCUCUUCUCCAUUUAAAAAAUUUCACAACUACGUGCGCCUAGCGACGCUUAUAUCAUGGUCAAAUCGCUUUUACUGAAGCAAGCAAAUGGGAUGUACGUUCAACACAACUCAAUAACAGAUCAACCUUCUCGUUUUUACCAGGCUGCAACAUUCCCCGUGGCUCGAGUGUGAAUAAGUAAACAAGAAGAAAUUCUACGAGAUCAAAGUUGCGAUGCAUUUUGGUAACUUUUCUGUUUGACAACUCAGUGAGUGAUUUCUGAUCGACAACCGUUGAGCUUAAUACCAGUCGCGAGAGGAGAUAACGCCAUAGUUAACGAAGGAAUGACCUCAUCCAUCUGGAAAAAGAGCUUCUUCCCAGUCGUCUGUGGAAAAUGUUUCAGAAUUUUUUAAAAAGAAAUCUGAGGUGGCGCCUUACUGUUCCUACGGUUCCUACCUUAUCUUGUUUUGCUAACAGGGGAUCACUUAUUAUU